This is a messenger RNA of Letharia columbiana, 531 nucleotides long. RefSeq lists its product as uncharacterized. The transcript has a single exon. NCBI's taxonomy places the organism in Eukaryota, Fungi, Ascomycota, Lecanoromycetes, Lecanorales, Parmeliaceae. The coding region runs from base 1 to 531 and encodes 176 amino acids. The record is from RefSeq and is a predicted model, not a curated record.
AUGAAUUCCAACUCAAAUCCACCUACAUCAACACCAAGAUAUCGCCCUCCACACCGUCGACAUGAGAAUACUUCCUCUAGGCCACGAUCUCCUACAUACCGCGGCCAUCCCUACCUUACGUACGACGACCUACAUAGAAGAUAUUCACCUCCCAACUCGCCGUCACUCCGCAUGCCACGUGUGCAGCGAUCUCUAUCUGCUGAGGACCUUUACCAGCGAUAUCGUGGAACAUCGAGUCAGCCAGGGGAGAAUCAGGCUCAAGAACCCGAGACACAAGGCCAAAAUCCGCCUGGCAUCCCAGCCCUCCCUUCGCAGGAGAUACCAGGACAGCAAGAAGAGACACAGGCCCAAAACUCGGCUGGCAUCUCUGCCUUUCCACCCCCGUCCCCACCACCACCCAUACCACGAGAUUUCGAAGCACUGAGAGCAAAUCGACAUCGACAUCGAUCAAUUCGCCACAGUCAGCCGACAGCAAAUCAGACAGCCACUCAGCCCGAGGCUACCGGAUCCACCUGUCUUCACGGGCACUAA